Molecule: messenger RNA, 4211 nt
Organism: Hippocampus comes (tiger tail seahorse)
Lineage: Eukaryota; Metazoa; Chordata; Actinopteri; Syngnathiformes; Syngnathidae
Product: unconventional myosin-IXb-like
Exons: 28
Coding region: 104-3607 (1167 amino acids)
Biological process (GO): lamellipodium morphogenesis; intracellular signal transduction; actin filament-based movement
Cellular component (GO): myosin complex; ruffle; lamellipodium
Molecular function (GO): ATP binding; GTPase activator activity; ATP hydrolysis activity
Source: RefSeq, a predicted model, not a curated record
GAGGAUAAUUGUUGGAAAGUGCGGCCGCUAUGUGUCAUACGUCUGCUUUGUGUUUGUCACCCCAGUGGCCGCCAGACAGUCCUCCCGAAAAUCCCUCAAAGACAUGAAACACAGCAGCAGCCGCUUGGACAGACUUUCCAGUAACAGCGGUACGCUGGACUUCUCCUUCGAUCGCUCUGACGAACAUCCCCUUGACGUCUUUGAGGACAUCUUUACCAACUUCGAAAAAAGGAAGAAAACUAGAUCCGGUCGACAGAAGCAACUUAUUCCAAAGAAUCUUAUGAAUUUACGCUCACUCCAGCAAGUUGUGGGUCUCGUGGCGCACAAUCGCAAUCGUAAAUUCGCCUGUUGGCCUGCGACUGCGACCGUUUGCGCUCAGUUUCAGGCAUCACUCACAAAGCUGAUGGACACCAUCGGAAAAGCCAACCCUUUCUUUAUUUUCUGCUUGCGCUCCAAUGCGGAAAAGAAAGAAUUUCACUUGGACGAUGAGCUUGUGCGCCAGCAGAUUCGCUACACAGGCCUCUUGGAGAUGAUUCAAGUACAGAAAUCUGGCUACAAUGCCAAAUACACUUUUAAGGAAUUUGUUGAAAAAUUCCGAAUGUUGCUUCCAAAAGAGUCCACCGAGUCCCCGGAACACAUCACUAAGCUCUUCAUCAGCAUGGACUUGGAUCAGAGCACCUACCAAAUAGGAAAAACCAAAGUGUUCCUUAAAGAAAAGGAGAGGCAGCUGCUGCAGGACACCCUGAACAAGGAAGUGAGGCGUCACAUCGUCGUCCUGCAGCGCUGGUUCCGUGCAUGUCUGAUAAGGAUGCACUUCCUGCAGAAGAGAGAUGCCUCACUCAUUAUACAGAGGAAUUGGCGUGAGUUUCACGAGAACCGAAGUAAAGCUGCCUCAGUGAUCCAGACGGCGUGGCGGGCUUCACUCAAGAGGUCGCAGAAAGAGCACAAAACAAGCAGUGAAAAGAAUUCAACAGAAGUUCGACCCGCCAGAACUAACCCAUCAAGAAAAGGUCUACGUCGGCAGCAAAAAGUGGAGGUGAGCCCUAACAGAAGUGAGCAGGCUGACACUGUCAUGGGUCAGUCCACUGCAAGCAGGGAGAGACGAGGUGGUCACGGUUCUCCGCCAUCCCUCAACCGGCCCCUGUCCCUGCCUUUGGACCCCAGAGUGGGUAGCGAUGACACGACUGGUACCGCUGACUCCCCUAAGAGCAGCUCCCUCCAGCGCUACAAAGACACAGGCGACUUUAAGGAGAAGGCCGAGAGGUGGCGGGAGAGAAUGAGCGACGAAUCGAGUCCGGAGGUGAGCAGGCGGCAAGGCAAGCGCAGAGAUGACUUCCGGGACAGGGGGAAGUCCAUGUCCGCUGAUGAACUGUCCAGGAUCAGCUCAUCUGGCUCCGACAGCUCACCAUCUGCUAGCGAGGUCAGGGUACGCUUGCGGAAAAAUCCCAAGCGCAAGCGCCGCUUAGCCUACGCUCGCAGCGGCUUGAUGAUUAACUUUGCCGGCUCCAAGGAGAGCGAGUACUGGAGCUUUCCACUCCCCCCCUUCAGCCCACGCGCGUCUACCCUGAAGACUUCAGCCAGUAGUGUGGAUGUCCGUGCCCUCAAAUCUCAGGUCAAGAUCCCCACAGAGCCUGACGGGUCCAGGUACAGCCUUCCUGCCAGGAGCUCCAAUGAGGACUCAGGAUUACAACGAACCAACCAAUCGCAACUCACCACCCCUGAGAAAAUUUGGUUUCUUAGUAGAUUCCUGCGCAAGCGGGCGCCUAAGGUGUCCACCAACAAUGACACUCCCUCGGAAGAUAAAGCUGUGACCUUGCCCAGCUACAAGCCCCACUCCUACAAGAUGCCCGAGCAGAACUCCGGGCGUGUGGUUCGCAACCCAACCAUCAAAAUCAGCCGGGCCACACGGGCCCUGCGGUGGAACGUCUCACUGGACCGUGAGAUCCAAGACCCCAAAGAGCUGCGCAACCUGGACGAAUUUCUCGGCAACCAAGUGAAUGACUUGCGAACACGAAUCAAAGAGCUGUCACCAACAGAGAGCAUCUUCCUCACGGCCACCAUGCAGUUCAGAGAGACCAUUAAAGGCAUGUUCUCUGUGCAGAAGCCUCAGAUCGGCUACAAAGAUCUAAUGAAAGGCUACCAAAACAAAGUCAGCUCUCUUGCCGGCUCGAAGAAUAAGAGCGAGGUGUCGCUUGUGAUCAACUUGUUUCAGUCCAUGCUGGACGGCUUCAUAAGGGGCGAGAUCAAGAGGAUGGACUCGGAGCCGGUCAAGGCUGCCAAGACGACAAAGAAGAGAAGGAAAAAGGACAAAUGUCCUGAUGGUCCACUUGAUCACCGCUUCAGCACCUACCAAGUGAACAUCAUGCAGUCAUGUGACCUGUGCGGCUCCUACAUCUGGGGAAUGGAGAAAGCCUACAUGUGCAGCGCCUGCAAGUUAAUAUGUCACAAGAAAUGCUUGACCAAAAUCAUCACUGACUGCUCAACACGCUGUGCCCGGCAGGAUGACAGCGUACCCGGUGGCCUUCACUUCGGGGUCCACGUUUGCGUCCUGACCAGCAAGGCCAACCCCGUGCCCAAGGUGGUGGAGCUGCUGCUGAUGCACGUGGAGAUGAACGGCCUCUACACCGAGGGCAUCUAUCGCAAGUCGGGCUCCGCGUGCCGUGCCCGGGAACUCCAUCAAAUCAUGGAGAUGAAUCCCGAGGCGGCCAAUCUGGAGAACUACCCCAUCCACACCAUCACAGGCCUGGUGAAACGUUGGCUCAGAGAGCUUCCUGACCCGCUCAUGACUUUCUCUCUCUACAGUGACUUCCUGCAUGCUGUGGAGUUUCCAGAGAGGGCUGAGAGAAUACGGGCAGUGUACCAAAAGGUGGAUGAACUUCCCCUCGCCAAUUAUAACACGUUGGAGCGGCUCAUCUUCCACCUUGUCCGGGUUGCCAAUGAGGAAAAUUACAACAAGAUGACGCCAAGCUCCCUCGCCAUCGUCUUCGCCCCAUGCAUCCUGCGCUCCCCCAAUUCCGACGACCCCUUCCUCGGCAUGAAGGACGUGGCCAAGACGACCACGUGCGUGGAAAUCCUCAUCUCGGAGCAGUUCAGGCGCUACAAGGAGAAGCUGCAGAACAUCCAGGAGCUGGAGUAUGCUGAGGCUUUGGCUGUCAAUCAACUCAAGCUGAAGAGACAAAACACGAUUGUGGAAAAACCAUCUGAACUGGAAAUUCCCGACCAGACUGAUUCAGAUGAGCGGACUCUCAUUGAAAGAAUCAAGUCCAUCAAGCAGGAAAAGUUGGACCUGGCCUGCACAUUACCCGAUCUGGAGCAGGAGAACUCGGACAAUGAGAUCCUGGACUCGUCGUCGUCCAUGAGCACGGAGAGUUUGGAUGAACGCCUCGGCAGUCUGGACUCAGAAGCAAAGGCAAGCAUGCCACCGGCAGUGGACUCAACAGGCCAAGUCAGACACGUGCCAGAAGACGUCAUGAAGCCCGAGUGCUUCGCCGCAUCCAACUCUUCCACCGUGGAUGACAAACAAGCGUUGAGCAGGAGCUUUGACAACCUGGAAAUUCCUUAUAUUGAUGAAGAGGAGAGGGAGGAGGAAGACGCGACAGUCAGUUAACACCACCCUUGUUGUGGUGUGCACUUUUGUCUGCCAGUGUUGCAAUGGAAACACUGAUAAUCAAUACAACGUAUCUCGCCACAAUAGUUCACUUUCAAGGUGGCAAACCUAUGUCCCGGUGUCCAUAUGCAGCACCGCCAGAGCAUCUGAUGCAAUCCGCCAUGCCAUUCUGAAAAGACACAAAGAUUUGACCCACAAAUUAAUAAACAUUUGCAUGUAUUUUUUUUUCAUCAAUUUUAGCAUGCCCGUCAGACGACAUCAGCUCCCGUUUGAGACCGACCCAAUCUAUUGUCAUUUUACUGUUUUGUCAAGGUACUAAAUAUGGAUUACAUCCACAAGGAUGAUAUAUGGAUUGUAUGAGCAAAACUUUUUUUUUACUGUACAAAAAUAACAGUUCUAGUACUGUACAUAGUAUUUCCAGCUGCUGUUUUGUUGUAGUGCAUUGACUGAUCCAAUUUUCCUAUUGUUACCUUUUAGACUGACAUUUCCUCGUCUUAACAUUUUUCCUUCCAUAUAUGCAUGCCUGUACAUCUUCAAAAGGUAGCAUCUAUGGCAAGCUAACUACUUCUGACCUGUUCCUUGAAAUAAACUGACCAUUUUCUUA